UUCAUUUCUGGAAAAGGACUAGCUAGCCACAAGAAUGCCGCAACAUUACGGAUGUCACUUCCUUGAGCGCAGAAUAAAGUAGAAAGGCAGAAAUCUGACAUGGACAUGUAUUUUUGAAAUCUGCUAAGAGUAUAUUAUGAAGACUGAUUACAUAAACGGGAGCAGUUGUUGUUGACAUAAAGCAGCAGAGAGCGGGGUUUUGAAUUGAUGGAAAGAUGUCCAAAAAAAGGGGGAGGAAGCGUAGCAGCGGGGAGCUGAGCGACGGCCUGUCCCCAGACCCCAGCAGCCUGCUGGGCAAGCGUAUCCAGCACAGCUGGCGCGAGAAGGGCGCGCUCACCAAGUGGAAAGGCACAGUACUGGACCGCCUCAGCGUCAACCCUUCACUCUUCAUGGUCAAAUACGACGGCUUCGACUGCGUCUACGGCAUCGAGCUCUUCAAGGACGACAGGGUGUCCAACCUGCAGGUCCUCACCGAGAAAGUGGUGAACAACAAGAUCAAGGUGCCCCACGAUGCGGAGGAGCUGGUGGGGAAGGCCGUGGAGCACCUGUUUGAGAAGGAGGACGGCGAGAAGAACGAGUGGAGGGGCAUGGUGCUCUCCCGCGCCCCCAUCAUGACCAACUGGUACUACAUCACCUAUGAGAAGGACCCCGUGCUCUACAUGUACCAGCUCUGGGACGACUACAAGGACGGGGACCUACGCAUCCUACCUGAAGCAGAGAAUAAGCACUUGCUCCCUGCGGACAGGAAGCCAGGGGAGGAGUCGGAGAGCCUGGUGGGGAAGCAGGUGGAGUAUGUGACGGAUAAGGGCGUGAAGCGUACGGGCCUGGUCAUCUACCAGGUGCCCGCCAAACCCUCGGUCUACUACAUCAAGUACGACGACGACUUCCACAUCCACGUCUAUGACCUCGUCAAGACCACCUAAGGCCAGUUAACGAGGAUACAUCACAACAAUACCACCAACAACAACAACAACAACGACAGCAACAACAUCAUCAACAUCAACAAUGACAACAACAGUGUAUGAAAAUGGAAAAAAACAAAACGUAAUGUAUUUAUGAUGACUCAAACUCAAACUCGCCCCACAACUCCAUAGCGCCCCCCACCUGUCUGUCAGCUGUAAUCGUGUUCUCCAGCGUAGUGUAGCCGGCUUCAGUUAGCGUACACACCACAUACAGAGAGACACACACACACACACACACACACACACACACACACAUACAAGGACUAAACCAAGUGCGGGGGUUGGGGGGGGGGGUGGUUCAGCUCACAUGCUCAUGAGUAGUUAUACGUUGGGGAACAACUGAUCGUGUGAAUACUUGUGUUUGUUCAAUAUGAGUUUGUGCUUUGAUUAGGUCAAAUAUGUGAUUCGUAUAUAUGUAUUUCAAAAGAUAUUUCUACCAGUGUGUGUGUUGCUAAUUGUUUUGGGCAGGGUUUGAAAUGAUCGAUCACCCUGAUAGGAUUUCGUUAAUGGCGAAUCAUCAUACUUUUCGCACCUUUUUUUAAAAAAAAAGUGUCAACUACACAAAGAAAACAUCAACUUCACAUUCAGAUCUCAACACAACCUUAUAUCAUCAGGCUGUCAUGGCAUUAAUUGCUCACAUAAGUUCUAUAAACUGCAUAGAGUUACUACACAAAUCAAAUUAGAGAUGCACUCCUAGACAGGUUCCCCUAAUGAAUCAGAGCCUGACUGGGACGGGACAGCCAGCAGAAAGCUAUUCAAACUAAGUGAGAUGGUUUUAGCUGGAUCUUGAGCUAAGAUGUUUCCAGCCAGCCACAAGCAGUCGCUCAGCUGUACACUUUUACAGUGAGCCAUUCCGUUACUAUGACAUCAUAACUGUCCGCCUUGUUCUGUGGUUCCACCUAGGCUUGUCAUAAAGGCAUUUCCAGGGAAACUGGUUUUUAUUGCAUUUUUAACCGAGUUCCUCUGAUGGACAAUCCGGCCUUUAGCCCUUAACUAGGGGCCUAGGGGCUACAACGGAUGUCUUUACUUCCCUUAAGGAGUGAGGCAUUAGUCAACUAGUCUCAUAGCUUUCACUCAUAUGCUUUUGAAGCUAUGCUCUCCCAUUGUACCUUGAUUGAUAGCCCAUUUGCAAACUAACUUUCCACUGUCCUUGUGUCAGAUAUCAUGGAAACAAACUGCAGAAAUCCCCAGAGGGAAGCACACCUAUGGAUAAUAUCUACAUUAACAGUAUAUUAUACAAAAUGUUAUGGGGAUGGGGGUGGGGGGGUGAAUGGCAGUGUGAAUCUGCCGUAAAUCUUGAACAUGAAUGAUAGAUCCUUUGUAAUUAUUGACGUUUUUUCCUAAUGUGUGUCGAUGUAGCAUAGCUGUGAAACAGCUAAGAAUGAAGCUACAGGGCUCAUAACGUUAAUUUAUCUCCGAUUCAUCUGACCGAUAACAAUGCACUUUUAAACAAGUACUUACAGGCUUCUUAACGUAGCAUAGUCCCCAUUUCAAUCUCUAUUUACGCCAAAAUAUAGCUAAUAUGCUAGUAGCUAAAUUCAAAAGCCAUUGGAAAGCUGAAGCUAAUAUAUAGCGCUGUAGCUAACGCUCUUGGCCACCUAGAGAAGCACAUGGUUUUAGAUUUGGGCGGCUAAAGCAUCUAAGAUGUGGUCUUCCAGCAGGCUGGCACUGCUGCUGGUCCCUUCCCCUUGACCAGUAGACUCGGAUUGGAUCUUUUUUUUUUUCCCCAAAAAAAAGAAAGAUAGAAUGGACUAAACAAAUUAUGCACGAUAAGCUAGCAGCAGAUAUAGUGUAAAGAGAAAAAUAAACAAAAAUUCAGACACAUUGUUGUACUAUGAUAAUUUAAGUUGUGGCUUUUGAUGAUCAUUGGAGCAUCAACUCUCGAAGUGAACUCUUGGCAUUUUCCCUUGAAGUGCUACACAGCUUUGCCGAAUCGGACUGGGAAGUUAGCGUUCCUUUUCAGCGGUGCCGUUAGUUAGGCCAGGCUGUGUUCUUCGCCGUGAUUGGAGGAGUCGGGCGCGCCCUUUCAGUGCAUGCGUGUCCCCCUCCGUCCCACGGCGGCGCCAUGUUAGCUUAGCUCAGCUCUGCUCUGCUCUGGGAGUUGUGCAGUCGUGGCAGCCUUGCCCCCAUCUGUUUGGACUCAAUACUCAACUCUUCUGGUUUUUGUUUUCCUGUGUUUGUUGUAAAUAUUGCAAACAAAAAUAAAUGCUUGAACUGAUUACUUUUUUUUUGAGGGAGGGAUGGGUAGGUAUGGGACUAGUCGUGACGUAAUGAUUUGGCCUAUUAUACUUGUAGCAAAUGCACUUUAAUUCUGGGCUUUGUCCUCUUGUUCUUCUUAAACAGACUCUUGGCCUAAUCACACACACCCAAGCCAGAGUGCAUGCUGAAGUAGCUUAGCAUCCUCAUGCUAAUUGGCGGAGCAUAGAUCAGUUUAAUUGAUUACGGGAGUUGUAUUGUUGAAAACAUCAGUCUGGAGAAACAAGCAAAAGGAAAUUUAGAAUAAGAAUGUGUCGCAGUUUGUUACGGAGUUAUUUUUUUUGUGCUGCGGAGAUUGUCACCACAACUUUGAAUGGUGAAGUGCACCCCCUCCCUCAGUGAAGUCCUCUGGUUUCUCUGGUCGCCCUUCGCGCACAGUAGCUGAGGGUGACCCAGGAACCUCAUGCUAAAAUACCCCAUUGAAAAGGAUGACUUCUCCUAGAGAGACAGACAGAUGUGAAGCAGCCCUAACAGCAUCUGGCCCUGUUCUGGCCAAACUGGCUCUGAUUUGGCUUAAAUCAGUUCUAGCCAGCUGCUGUGUGGGCUUGUGAAUUGUACAGACCCUAAGACUUUGUCUAAAACUUAUUUGCUGGCUUUCCCCCCUUCUUCCUCCUUUCUUCUUCUUCUUCUUCUUAUUCUGGACACAGAUGUCUUUGAGUCUAUAUAUUCCCAGUGUCGCUGUUGUUCUGUGUGUGUGUAUACUGUACAGAUUUGACCAGUGGGGGACAUUCUCCUUAUUGGUUUCUGCCCGUUUGGGUUCCGCUGCCUCUUCUGGCUCUGCAUGCCUAUCUGUCUGUCUGUCUGUCUGUCUGUCUGAGGUUGUGGAGGAGUGUCUGCAUAAGUGCCAAGGUGCUGGAGCGGGUCUUAGCCAGACAGGAGCUGCAGGUGGAACAGGCCUGUGUCUGGUUCUGGUUCUGGUUCUGAUGGGUAACCUCUGCUGGCCCAGAAACGGCCGUGGCCAAACUCUUACCACAGGAGUGCCAACGAGCGUGCAGGGCAGGAGUUUGUUGAUAUAACAGGUUAUAGGCUAUCGUACAAAAACAGUCAGAGAAUGAAAAUACAUUACCAGCUCAGAGGAUUUGUCUCAAAUACACACCAGAGGAGUGUGUGUGUCUGUUUGUGUGUCUGUGUGUGUGCACACGUGCACGCGAGUGUGUGUGUGUGUGUGUGUGUGUGUGUGUGUGUGUGUGUGUGUAUGUGUGUGUGCGUGCGUGUAUGUGUGUGUGCGUGCGUGCGUGUGUGUGUGUUUCGUGUUUGAUUGGACACAAUCCAAUAUUUGGCGGUACUGUUUUUUUAGACUGGGAAGCCCAGUCCGUAGAUGUAAUAUUAAGUAAUAGUUCAGCCCUGGCACAGCACAGGUGUGGAAUAGGGAAGGAACUUUAAGUUUGCGGGUGCCUGUCCAGGCUGUACUUGUAGAGAACCCUGCCAGCUCACCAGUGCCUCCCCCUGACUUGGCUGGCUAAGACCUGCACUGGAGUUGUACUUGUAAUCAACUUGUAUGGUUCAGUUUUGGGUUGAGUUAAAAGCUGGGUUUUAAGAUAUUAAUAAGCAAGAUAAACUGUGAGUGACCCUGGAUCUUGGGUUAAGCUCAUGGAAACUAUAUAUUGUACUUAUCCCCUUUGAAUAAUGACCAUGUUUGUAAUAAAUACAGAUAUCAUUAAGGUCUGUAAAAAAGUUUUUUUUCUUCUUUAAAGCACACAAGAUUUUAAACAAAAAGACAGAAUCUUAAGUUCCUGAAGAUGUUCAAUUGUUCUAAACAAACCAAAACCAAUGCUUAAAUUUUAGGACUUUUUUUUAAGUAUUUAGUUUUCUCCUUGGCUGUCAAAGCAGAGAUUGAUGGCAUGGGCUUACCUAUGUUGUGCUCUUUUGAUUGGCGGUUUGUUUAGCCACGCGGCUCCUUUGUGAAUAACUCUCUCUUGCUCCUGUGUGUUUGUUUGUUUGUUUGUUUGUUUGUUUGUGUUUACUCUUGUGCCGUCUGCUGGCUUCUGGUAAUGCACAGCUGCCCAUGUAUACGUUGAUGACACACUUGUGUGUUUGACUCCAUUUUCGCUGCUUAUUACCAAAGUUCACUUUUCCGUAGGCGACUACAUCAAGGAGUGUCAAAUCCACACCCAUCAUGUUUAUGUAACAAUGCUACCAUUAAAUAAAAUAAAGACGAUAUUUUUUUGCA
Sardina pilchardus (European sardine) is the source of this 5388-nucleotide messenger RNA. RefSeq names its product spindlin-1. Gene Ontology annotation, biological process: gamete generation. NCBI's taxonomy places the organism in Eukaryota, Metazoa, Chordata, Actinopteri, Clupeiformes, Clupeidae. The record is from RefSeq and is a predicted model, not a curated record. Bases 216 to 923 code for a protein of 235 amino acids. The transcript has 5 exons.